Phlebotomus papatasi is the source of this 1269-nucleotide messenger RNA. Its product is annotated as juvenile hormone acid O-methyltransferase-like. The record is from RefSeq and is a predicted model, not a curated record. NCBI's taxonomy places the organism in Eukaryota, Metazoa, Arthropoda, Insecta, Diptera, Psychodidae. The transcript is spliced from 3 exons. The coding region runs from base 171 to 1043 and encodes 290 amino acids.
AUAUUAAUAAACACAAAUAAAUUUUUUGAAGCAUCGCAACGGAGGCAAAGCAAUUCAGAACUUUCACACAAUGUUAAUAGAUAAAUGUGUAUUAGAUAACAUUUUUGAUACAGAGGUCAGUACAUUCUGAUUUGAGAUCUUCAACUCAGUCUGUCUCUUGCAUCACAGAAAUGAACACGCAUCACGUUUACGACAAAUACAAUACCGAAAAUUACUCCAAAUCAGCACAUAUAAGAUGUGAGUGUGUUAAAACACUACUAAAGCGACAUGGAAGCGAGCUUCAAUGGGAAAAUAUCAAGCACUGCAUUGAUGUAGGUUGUGGCAUUGGAGAUGUUACCAAGCAGUGCUUUUUGCCUUUGCUACCUCGCAACUUUAAGCAACUCUUGUGUACAGAUGCCUCACCGAAAAUGCUUGAAGCAGCUCGCUCGCGAUUACAUGAUGUCGAGAAUGUGGAUUUUCUGGAAAUGGAUAUCGGAGCGAGCUUGAAAGAUGAUCAUGUUAAAGGAGUUUUUGACCGAUUCGUUUCCAGUUUUUGUAUCAUGUACGUUCGAGAUCAACGGAAAGUGUUUGAAAACGUUUUUGAGUUGUUAGCCCCAGGAGGUGAUUGCUUCAUUAUACUCUUUUCCACUGGAGCAAUCUUUGAGGCGUUUUUCCAGCUUAUGGAUACUCCAAAAUGGAAGGACAAACUCAAAAGAUUUCGUGAGGUUUUCGUAUUUCCGUACAGAGAGGACCCUGAUCCAAAAGGGACAAUUGAAGGACUCCUAAAAUCUACUGGAUUUACUGAUAUUCUCGUGAAAACUGACGACUUUGAAUUUACUUUUCCAACAGCAGAUAAAUAUAAAGACUCGCAGCAAUCUUUUCCGGAGUUUCCUAACAAUAUGACGGAGAAGGACAAAUAUGAGCUCCUUCAAGAUCAAGUUGAACUUAUGAAAUCUUUCAAUUUGAUUGAUGAGUUUAGGGAUGAAACUAAACCGAUCUCGGAGAGUUUCUUCAAAAUUUUAAUUGUUUCCGCCAAGAAACCAUUAAUUCAAAAAAAUAAAUAAAAAGGAUAAUAAACAAUAAGCUGAAUUAUUUUGAGAUUUUUGUUUAUCAUUUACAAUCAGUUUUGAAAUGUGGAAUAUAUAAAAUACAUCUUAUGGUAAUUUAAACUACUAAUACAAGCUAAAUUUCUUAGAAAAAUCUAGGAAAUUUUCAGAAAGACAGAGUUGUCGUUAUCUCAAAAUAUGACUAAGAUCAAUAAAUGAGAAAUUUCGAGUAAUCAAAAGAAAA